Hemiscyllium ocellatum (epaulette shark) is the source of this 5132-nucleotide messenger RNA. RefSeq names its product GRB2 associated binding protein 3 (gene gab3). The record is from RefSeq and is a predicted model, not a curated record. The transcript is spliced from 10 exons. Lineage: Eukaryota; Metazoa; Chordata; Chondrichthyes; Orectolobiformes; Hemiscylliidae. The coding region runs from base 158 to 2002 and encodes 614 amino acids.
ACACAAGGAACUUGUGCCAUAGACAGAUGAGAGAUAUUGUGAUGGAUUUUACACCGCAUUGUGCAUGGAGAAGCUGAGUGACAGCAGUAACAACGGGAGGAAAACAUAGCACCGAACACAAAUCUACACGAGGAGUGAGUCUCUCCCACUUGCAGCUAUGAGUGUAGAAGACAUCGUUUACACUGGCUGGCUCAUCAAAUCACCCCCAGAAAAGAAAUUAAAGCGCUACGCCUGGAGGAAGCGUUGGUUUGUGCUACGCAGUGGUCGAUUGAGUGGCAACCCAGAUGUCCUUGAAUACUACAAAAACCACCACUCCAAGAAACCUCUCCGUAUGAUAAACCUCACUGAAUGUGAAAACAUUGAAGCUGGCUUAAAGCUCAGUAAAAAAGAAUUCCAGAACAGCUACAUCUUUGAAGUUAAGACUCCGGCUCGUACAUUUUACUUGGUGGCUAAAACGCAGGAUGAAAUGAACAGCUGGGUACGACACAUCAGUCUAAUCUGUGGCUUUAGUUCCAGCGAUGAUGGAACAGAUUCCCUUGGGAGCUCUUCUCCUACUACCUCCUCAUCUCUCCAACCAUCUCCUGCUGUUUCAACUCAUACAUCACAGUCGAUCAAUAGAGAUCAAUUUCCCACAGUCCAAGAUACUGUAAUGGAAUCCGAGUCCAGGAGGAGUGAGUCAGAAUCCACACUCUCUGCUGUCGUGCCUCUGGAUUAUCUUAUUUUAUCUCAAUGUGAGACCAAGUCAAUUGAUAUUGCCAGAAGCAACAGCUGUUCACCAUGUGAUAGAUUACUCGAUCAUUCCUUUGAGUUGACUGGAUCAGAUGAAAUUCAGGAGAAUCCACAAUCUAAGAAUGGCACCCCAACACAAACAUCUUGCAAUGUGCCUUUAUAUAAAAAUCUGCAGGAUUCACAAAUGGUCAUUUUUCCCAGUCAAGAUCAGAGUGGACCUUCAUCAGCAUCUUCAUCUCCAUUGUCAGUUUAUUCAUUCUCACAGAUCUUUAACUUUGACAAAAACCACAAUGCACUGCCAUUUGGUGUAACAGGGAUUCACCUUUUGUCCAACACUCCACCGCCAAGGCCACCAAAACCGAACCAACUAACGGAGCGUGAAAAGACUCACAAAGUGAUUCAGAAUGGGGACGGUGCCUAUGCAAUAAAUCCAGCACCAGUACCGAAAAGAAUCCCUCUCUCAAAUCUAGAGAAAAAAAAUUGGAAAGAUACGGAGGGGUGCAAUUUACUGCCAUUUACUGAUUUCCAAGGGAACUGCAUAAUAUCUGCAAAUGAAGGGCUUAAUCUAAAUAUGAAGCUUCCUGGCCAGCAGUGUAAUACCGCAGACAGUACUGAUGAUAGCUAUGUUCCUAUGAAUCCAGGAUCAUCUCCAAUAACGCCUGCGGCUGACUGCACAUCAGAUGGGUACAUUCCCAUGAGUCCAGCAUGUACAAAUUUGGUCUUGCCAUCAGUUGUCACAGGCAAUCUGCCAAUGCCUACACUUUCCACAGACAUUGAACCUCCUCCAGUUAACAGGAACCUCAAGCCUCGAGUCAGAAAGAUGAAACCGCCACCUUUAGAUCUGACGAGCCUAUCGACAAUCAGGGGACAUUACAACCAUUCUUGUGUCAAUAGAACGUGCAGUAUGCCAUUCAGGUGGAGUACAGCCAACUGCAUCACACCAGAGAGUCAAUGUACUUCAGCCAGGAGCUUUUACAACACCCUUGAUGGAGAGUAUGAGGAAAAUUAUACUGCAAUGGAACGCUCUAGCUCUGUGUAUAAUGGUUAUGGCAGCAGUCACUGGCCCCGAACUUUGAACUUGGACUAUCUAGCCUUAGACUUCAAUGCAACAUCUCCCUCUCCUGUUCAGAAGAAACCAUUCCUUUCAUCUAUGCUGGAAGAGAGGGUAGACUACGUCCAGGUAGAUGAACAGAAGACCCAAGCUUUACAGAACACUAAACAAGAGUGGACUGAUGUACGACAAUCUUGUACCCUGUCAAAAACUUUAAAAUGACAAUUUUUAUGAACCACACCUUACAACGGAUUAAGAUGCAAACUGGAUGAAAAUGGUUCGAGAAAUAACUAAUUGAAGGAGUGAGUUGAUUUUUUAUAUUAAGAAGUGAACACACAGUGAAAAUAGGUGGCUUCCAAAUUGCUGCCUCCAACAGAGAGACAAAGAAUGUUAUAUUUCUAAUAAUGAUGCCACUGUAUUAGAUUAUUCUGAGCUAUUUUUGGUUAUAUUUUAACAGCAAUUUGUUCAGAACUGUGUCAUCUAGAAUUCAGAAGAAUACCAAAUGGUUUUAUUAACUGCUGGUGUAUAUCUCAUUUUCAUAUAGCAAGUCCGCUGUGAAAGGUCAAAAUGCAGAUCUUCUUCUAUUCUGUGCCCAAAGGCAGGUCCAAUCCAUAGCAGCAUGUUCUCCAACACAAAUGGGACAAGGAGGCUGGUGCUGAAUCUACCCCAGGCAGGUCAGGCAUUGAACCCUGUACUGUUGGUCCCAAUCUGAUCCAGACCAUCUGAGCCACACUGGCCACUGCAAUGGUCUGAGUUGCUAUGGCAAUGUGCACUUUUGCAUGCAGAUUGUAGCCUGGAGGAAAUAAUAGUGAUGGUAGAGGCUUUGCUUUUCCCUCCAUCACAUAAUGAAGCAGAAAUCUUGUCCCCUUUUUACCAGUGCGAUUGGCUUAUGUUUUAAGAAUUUACACAUUGAUGUUAAACCUCUUUUACUGUGUUACAAACUUUAGCCAUCAAGUCUUGGACUUGGAGAUGAACCCAGAGCUCCUGGCUCAGAAGUAGGUACACUGCCUACUAUGUCACAAAAUCUAAGCUCUUAGAUUAAGAAAAAAGGAAAGAGAAAAGGAAAGAGAAUAAUUUCUAUGGCACCCAGCUUGGAUUUUAAAAGUCAAUUGAUUAAAAAAGAAAGAAAAGGGCUUGAAAGAUUUCAUCAUUUUGAAAUAGCAGGUGACUCCAGUGUGCCCUGAUUUCAAUGUAGUGGAAAUACAGUGAAAUCGGAAACUGCGUUCAACAAUAUUUGCUGAGAGAGCAAAAAAUAUAAAAUCAAGGAUAACAUUUCAGCAAUUGUGUUGAUUGCAAUGACAGUGAGAGAAAUCUUGGAGGUGAAGUGUAACAAUGUCAAGCAUCAAAUUUUCCUGUGUUCAGAAGUGCAGGUGAGCUUUAUGAAGACAGUUUUGAGGUUUUAAACUAUUAGGAAAAAUUCUGAGCCUGCAGUCAGCAGGCAGGGUAUAACUAAUAAGGUUGGUAUUUUAAUGUGGUAAUUUUACCUACCAAAGGGCACCAAACACAAUGAUACGUAAACUGAUUUUGUCCUUUGGUUGGAAAGCAAUCAUUUAUAGGUUUAAGAUUUAUAUCUUUUUUACAAGUUUUGAUUUUUGCUUGUUGCCUAAGAGAAGCAAAAGACAAAUCCCUAUGAAAUCGGAAUAUAAAUGGUUUGGAAAGCUAAAAUAGAACUGCUGGACAGUUCUACAACUCCAAAUGAUAUAUGUUCAAAUUAUCUUCAGUUUCUAAUAGAACAGAAGUUUCUGCCUCAUUCUAAGAUUCCUAUUUAUGUUGGAAUUAUUAGUACAUUUAUUGCACUAGUUUAUCAGGUAGCUUUUUUUCAAAUUACAUAGAAGCAUUUAUUCUGUGACAAACAAGAAAAAUAACAUUUUUAUUUUAACUCAGGAAUAGGAUGUCAACGCUGAUAAAACAAAUACUAAAAAUAUACAUUAAAAAAACAGAAAUUGUCAAACAAGUAAACACCAUGUCCAACAUUACCAGAAGAGACGAGAAGAUAGAGUUCCUUUGUAAGAAUAAAUGAAGAGCCUACGUACAAACAUAACUUCUUCAAUAUGCUGACAGACCUGUUGCAGUAUUGGGUGAGACUUUAUCUCACUCAAAUUGCAUUUACUUACACAGAGUUAAAACUGGGCCAGUUUAUUCCUUUUAUCGAAAUAUCAGCAAUUAUUUGCAAUUUUUCAGGAAUUUUAUGGGCGAACAGAAUAAGUAGAUUUGACCCCAUCUUAGCUCAGCCUAAACCUGGUUCUGCUCAAUGGAAUCAAACAUUCCCUUCUCUUGUGAAAUAGAAACUGAAAACUAUUCUGCUCAGUGUUUUACUUUUUGCUAUAAACAAAUCCUGUUUACAAGCCGAAAAGAAAAUAUUGACACAUGUAGGCAUGGUUUAUUGUUUUUGCAAACAUUGAAAAGUCUGAAAAGGUCAUCUUGUGGUAAUAAAUGGGAUCUCCAAAUUAAUUUGUGAGAUAAUAACCUUUGCUACUUUUUCUCUGACACCUUCGCUCUCCUGUGGAACUCUUGAUUUUUUUUCACGUAGUAUAGUUGAAUAAAGAUUGAAGACUGUAGCUGGAUUCAGCCAUCAGUUUUCUUUUUCCUUUGAAGGCAUUGACUCUCAGUGAGGUUCAACACCGUUAUUAUUCUUCAUGUGCUGUUUGAGCUAAUGCAGGUGGAGGUUAACAUCAUAGCUGCAACUUAUUCUAUUCUCACCUACAGUUCAUACAUAUUCACUGGAUCCAGUGGGGAGUGAUCAAUUCCAAAGGCCAAUACUGAUUUUCAUCACUUAGCAUUAAGGACUAAUUAGAAUAUCAUAAGCACUGUUCUAAAUGAAAUCUGCUAACUCAGCACUGAAGAGGAAUAAAACCUGAGACAUAUUAAUUUUAAAAGGUUGAUGCUACUUCGAACAAUGAUCUUACACCCAAGGUCAUAUAAAAGAGAUUGUAGUCAAAAACACUAGGCAGUUUUGAUAACUUAUGUACAAAAAUUAUUGUAACCAAUACUCUCUAAGACGUUGAAAAUGCACGUAUAUAUUCAGAUUAAAUUUCUCUGUUAGAACAUUAGACAUAGGAGCAGUAUUAGGCUAUCAAACCCAUUGAAUCUUCUCCAUCAAUCAAUGAGAUCAUGACCCUCACACAAGUGGAAAUCAAGCUCUCAGAAUUCAAAAUAAAACAAAGAACUGUGGAUUCUGGAGAUCUGAAACAAAAACAGAGUCUGGGAGAAACUCCAUUCUCAAGAAGGUUCACAACUCAAAACUUACUUUAUUUUUCUCUCCACAUGUGCUGAGUUUCUCCAGCACUUUGUGUUUUUAUCUCUCAACAUAUACCCUGUCAAGAACUUUAAAUAUCUUAUCUUUCAAUAAGGU